This is a messenger RNA of Conger conger (European conger), 1561 nucleotides long. RefSeq names its product 3-hydroxymethyl-3-methylglutaryl-CoA lyase like 1 (gene hmgcll1). Lineage: Eukaryota; Metazoa; Chordata; Actinopteri; Anguilliformes; Congridae. Gene Ontology annotation, biological process: ketone body biosynthetic process; L-leucine catabolic process. Gene Ontology annotation, molecular function: hydroxymethylglutaryl-CoA lyase activity. The record is from RefSeq and is a predicted model, not a curated record. The transcript has 10 exons. The coding region runs from base 392 to 1399 and encodes 335 amino acids.
CUGCCCUGCGCUGCUCUCAAUAAGCCACGGUGCCCUGCAGGACCUGCCUGUUUCUGUAAAGUAAACCACCACAGCUGGGAUUUGUCAAGAUGAAUCCCUCUGCUUUUCUGGCCCUUUUCAUAAAUGUGGAGGUGGAGUGGCCAUCAAAGGACGAGCUGCCAUGGCAACGGCUGAGUCACCACCGACCGCGUUCCGCCAAUCACUGACGAGCCUCCGCGGUGAGCUCCGCCCUCUGAGCCAGCGCGCGGCAGAGCCGCGACAGUCCGGAGCCGAAUAGGCGAGCAGAGCUCUCACACACACACACACACACACUGUUGCGUGAACCCCACACCCCCCGCUCACGCCACAGGGGACCUACGGGGGCUGGGGAACCGGACGCGGGGCCGCGGGGAUGGGUAACGUCCCUGCCGCAGUGAAGCACUGCCUGAGCUACGAGCAGCUGAUCCAGGACUACCCGUGGCUGUCUCACAAGCUGCAGGAGGCCCAGAGUGGAGCUGUGCACAAGUACCCAGAGUUUGUUAAAGUUGUUGAAGUUGGACCUAGAGAUGGGCUGCAAAAUGAAAAGGAGAUCGUUCCAACAGGAGUGAAAAUCCAGCUGAUAGACAUGCUAUCGGAGACGGGGCUCCCUGUGAUCGAGGUGACCAGCUUUGUGUCUUCAAAGUGGGUACCACAGAUGGCUGACUCUGAUGCAGUGCUUCGGGGGAUAACCAGGUCACCCCAGGUGAAAUACCCGGUCCUGACGCCAAAUGUUCGAGGCCUCGAGGCAGCUGUUGCGGCCGGCGCUACUGAAGUAGCGGUGUUUGCGUCAGCCUCCGAGACCUUCAGCCAAAAGAACAUCAAUUGCUCCAUUGCAGAGAGCAUGGAAAGGUUUGAGCAGGUCAUUGGGCUGGCGAGGGAGGCACACAUUAAUAUCCGAGGGUAUGUUUCCUGUGCUUUGGGCUGCCCAUAUGAGGGAAAUAUGGUGCCAGCUAAAGUGACAGAGGUGGUGAAGAAGCUGUAUGGCCUGGGCUGUUAUGAGGUCUCCCUGGGUGACACCAUUGGCGUGGGAACGCCGGGCUCCAUGGCAACGCUGCUGGAGAGCGUUCUUAAGGAGGUGCCCAGGCAGGCCCUGGGUGUCCACUGCCACGAUACCUACGGGCAGGCCCUCGCCAACAUACUCCUGGCACUGCAGAUGGGGAUUUCCGUGGUGGAUUCGUCAGUGGCAGGCCUGGGGGGUUGUCCGUAUGCCCGGGGGGCCACUGGCAAUGUGGCCACUGAGGACGUCCUUUACAUGCUCCACGGCCUGGGGAUCAAAACGGGAGUGGAUCUCUCCAAAGUGAUGGAUGCUGGGGACUUCAUCUGCAAGGCCUUAAACCGCAAAACCGGCUCCAAAGUCGCCCAGGCCUGCCACCGGCCAUAGCUCCUCUACCAGAGCCUAGAUGUAUUUACUGUAGGUCCUUCCUUAUAUACGAAGCUAGCAAGUACUCUUGGUAAUGUGUCCUUUUAUCUCUAUGCUGCGUAAUCUUUCCUCAGAGAUUUCAUACUUUAUUGUCAACUUAAAAUAAAGACACUGUGCACUUUA